Symbiodinium natans is the source of this 4059-nucleotide messenger RNA. The record is from the annotation of a GenBank genome assembly. NCBI's taxonomy places the organism in Eukaryota, Dinophyceae, Suessiales, Symbiodiniaceae.
AUGUCUUCCAUCCAGACCAUCGACGAGCAGCACGUCGCUGACUUCUUGGCGCACAUCCUCGCCGACCCCCAGUCGGCGCUCAGCUUUGUCGCGUCGCUGCCCUUCGAGACGCGCACCCAGUUCGUCGCGGCCCAUGCGACGUUGAUGGUCCGGGUGCGCCAGCGCCUGGGCCUCCCCCCCAUCAUCUUCGACGGGGUCGGCGAGGAUGUCGGCGGCGGCAGCGGCGAGUGGCGCGGCGGCGGCUGGUCCCACUUCGGCGACCUCGGCGACUUCGGCAUCUUCUGGCGGCACGACGACCGCGACGGCCACGUCUUCGGCGGCGGCGUCUUCGAAACCUUCGACGUUCACGCCGUUGGCAGCGCCGCCUAUGUGGGCAUCGUCGGCGACCCCGUCGACGAGAUCUUCGGCGGCUGGCGGCACGUCCUCUACCAGUACCACGCCGACGUCCCCGACGGCGACAUCACUGGCUGGACCAGGGGCCAGCGGGGGUCCGGCGGCCGGCGGGCCGCCAGGCCGAAGGCACCGCCGGUCGUCCACACCGCCCCCAUGGAGACCAUCGCCGAAACGACGGAGACGGCGGAGCCCUCGCCGGAACCGGCGGUGACGCCAAAGAAGGCUCCACCGGCGUUGCCGAAGAGCAUCUUCCCGCCGGUUCCCUCCGUCGAUCUGCAGGAUCAGAUCUCCCGGGAGAUCCUGCAGAUGGAGGACCCUCCGGCGAGACCCAAGCCUUCCUCGUCGUCCCGGAGGGCCUCCUCGGCGACCACGGCGCGUCGGGAUCGGCUGGAGCAGGCGGCGUUCGCCGAGCAGCGAGCAAGCGCUCGCACUCGGGGCCACCACGCCGAUUUCGCCGAGUCUCUCGACCCCGAGUACGCCGACUACAAACGGCGCAUGGAGGUCUACGGGGCGGGGGCGGAGCACAUCCCGAACGACCCGGCGUUCGCCGCCCUCGCCCUGGACAACUUCGACGACCUCCAGGCCAUUGAGCGCAGCGCCGCCGACGACCCGACGGUGCGGUGGUGCCAGUUCGCGACGUACUUUUACGUCCGACGGCUCCCGCGCAACGUCCGGGGCGGGCGCAUACCGGUGCCCCACGCCAGGAAGGGGCGCAAGAUCGCCGGUUGGUGCGCCCACCAUUGCACGUCGGGGCGGUACUGCCGCGGCGAAGGCCGUUGCCUUCGCCCCGUCGUGCUCGGCGUCAACAACGCGCACGAGCCCCACUCCUGCCCGGAGUGCCUCGUCGCCGUCGAUCAGGUGGCCACGGCGGCGUAUGAUCAGGCACAACGCGACGUGGAGCGUGAGGAGCGGGCCGCCCUCCAAGCUCCCUCGUCGUCGUCGGGGCAGGGCGCAUCGUCGGCGGGCCGUUGGCUCAAGAUGUUCGUCGCUCAGUCGGCGCCGAAGGGCUCCUUUGCCGAGCUGGUCAAAGUAGUGACCAACGCCGGCCUGCAGCGAUGCCUUCCUGCCCUCGCCGAGUGCGGCGCUAGGUCGCUGGCUGACGUGGCCUCCUGCGCCGACGCGCUGAUCGCCGCCGGCGUUCCCCCGAGCGACGUAGUGACCCUGGUGGGCCUGCGGGCGAGUGCGGCGGAGACGGCGCAGCCCUUGGUGGUGGCGCCUGUCCGCUCCGACGUCCCGGUCCGCAGGAGAGAGGCGUCGGCGUCGCUCCAGGCAGCCCUCGCCGCGGCCGAGCCGCAGAACCGCAAGAGGUCGCUGGAGCUCGUCGACCAAGGCCUCCUGGCGGCGUCUUCCAGGGGCCCCGUCGAGUCACGCCUCAGGACUUGGCGACGCCUCGCCGAGGCGUGGGGCAUGGAGCCUUUCCCCAUCACCGUCGAGCUGGUGAGGGUCAUGGCGGCGUCGUUUAAGGCCGGCGCCUACCGGUCCGCCCAGGGGUACUUCGACGCAGCCAGGUGGCACCAGGAGGCCUACCUAGGUUCGUCGUUGGACCCGUUGGUGGCGCGGUCCAUUCGCCGCCACGUCCGCUCGGUCCUUCGGGGCCUCCCGGCGACGACGCUCAAGGAGGCGUUCCCGUUCCUCCAGUUGGCGACGGUGGUCCAGGUCCACUUCGUCGCCGCGCCGUUCGUCUUCGGCGCUGUACCCCAUAUGGUCGACGUGCUGAUCCUGGCAUGCUGGUUCAUGCUCAGGGAGGUGGAGAUCGCCGCGGCGCGGUUGGGGGACCUCCAGCUCGGCGACCGGGAGGUGGCCUUGUCGGUCCCCAUCCACAAGGUGGCUCAGGGGGGGGAGAGGGAGCUCACUCGCCGCUGUUUGCGCUGCGUUUGCGGCGCGGCGACCCACCCCCUCUGCCCCGUGCACGCGGCCGUGCGGCACAUCGCCAGAUUGCACAUGGCGGCGGUCGUCGAGUUCGACGCGCCCUUGGUGCCAGGGGCCGCCGGCGGAGAGUUCACCAAGGGUGCUUUCGUCGAGGCGGCGCUCCAGGUCCUCCGUGCCGCCGGCAUCGAUUGCAUGUACGUCGACCCGAAUGGGAGACGCCGGCCCAGGUUCAGGGGACACCUCGCCCGUGUGGCCGGGGCGACGUUCUUGGCGUCCAAGGGGGUGCCCAUCGAGGUGAUCCAACUCCUCGGGCGCUGGUCGUCCUCGGCCAUCCUGAGGUAUACUCAGGCGGCGCCCCUCGCCGCGGCACCGGAAGUGCCGGCGACGGCCCUCGCCGCGUCGACACAGCAGAGCCCCGAGCGGCUACACCUGUGCUCACAGGUCGCGGGGGCCCCGCCGAUUGCGGAUGCGCCCCCCGACGCUUUGGCUGCUGGCUCGGCUGGGCCCGACGGUCCGCCUGGAGCCUGGGAGCCCCCAGAGGUGGUGCACGUCCUGGCGCCGGCCCUGGCCCUCCCACCGCCUGAGGCGCCCGAGGCGUCGACGGUGUGCAUUAUGGCGGCGAGAACACGCCGGUUGCACAGGACCGACGCGGCUGAAUCCACUAGGGAUAGCCUCCUGUGGCAGGCCCCUUGUGGAUUCCCCUACGGGGUCAGGUCGCACUACCGACUGUCGGCGGAACCGCCGGCGCCUGUAAAGUGCCUUAGGUGCUUCAAGCCCCGGCCUCAGGCGCAACCUGACUUGGAACCGACGGAAGAGAUUGAAUCCCCGUCGGCCCUUUCAGAGUCAUCGGUUCUUGGGCCGCCGCCGCUGUUGGGAGCUCUUGUUCCGCCGGCCCCCCUCCCUAACCGCAGCCGCUUCGUCGUUUGCACCAUGGCUCCCAUGGCGGCGGUUCAGUCGGAGAUGGACGGCGAGAGGACCCCGAGCAGCGGCCCCGACGAGGAGGAGCCCGUCGACGGAGCCGACGAGGGCAUGCUCAGCGACGACUUCGCUGACGCAGAGUCGUCGGAGGAGUCGGAGGGCGGCGACUCCGACCCAUCCCUCCUGGACCCCGACGACCUCCUCUCGUCGACGAGGUAUUCGCAGACGGAGGGGAGCGUCGAGGCGCCAACGUCGGACUCCCCGUGGCCGCACCUGCCGACGUCACAACCGCCGCGGUCCGACGUGGAGGUGAGGUUGGCUUGGGCGUGCGCCCCUUUGCCGCCGGGCCCGGCGCCGUCGUCCGCAGCUGGUUUCGUGGGACGCGGGCCCUGCCCGCCGGCGAUGUCUCCGGCGGCGGCGCUUGCGCUCCGCCAUUGGUGGGAGCUCUCCGGGCAGACCGGGCCGCCGAUGGCACCGACGGCGCCGCCCAGGCCGCCGGGCUGCCUUCAUCCAGAAGAUCCUCGGCCCUUCUGCCCGCAGCCUUCGACGACGUCGAUGUGGUCCCCUGACGCGCCGCUGGCGUCGCUGCGGGCCCGGUUUGGGGCGGACGGUCCGUCGCCACCGACGUGGUCGGCGAUCCGUGGCAUGUACCCGCCGGAGCUCCGCGACUGGAUUGGCCGCCCGGCGAUCGUCGAGAGGACCCCGUCGGGCCGCGUGGCGCAGGUGCACCUGCAAUCCCCGUCGCCUUACCUGGCGGCGGAUCCCAGGUGUUUGGCGUGCGGCCGCAUGGCAACGGCGAACGCCCUAAGGGGGAGGCUGGAAUGGCCCCCGUCGCCGGAGGUGCUCUGUCCUAUUUGUUUCCCGCCGAGGGGGCGCUGA